CGCCGCGCUGCGGUCCCGAGCCCGAGACCGUCCUGCCCACUGCGGUCGCCCGCCGAGCUUCUCGCGCGCGGGAUUCGGGGCUGAGAGGCGGGAUGCUCUGGUGGCUGGUCCUGCCGGCCCUGGUGGCCUUCUGCGGUGCUCACGCUGGUGACCAGGACAAGGACACCGCCUUUGACCUUUUCAGCAUCAGCAACAUAAACCGCAAGACCAUCGGGGCCAAGCAGUUCCGGGGGCCCGACCCCAGCGGGCCGGCUUACCGGUUCCUGCGGUUUGACUACAUCCCGCCGGUAAGCGCAGACGCCCUCGGCCGGAUCGCUCGGACCAUGCGGGAGAAGGACGGCUUCUUCCUGACGGCCAGCCUCAAGCAGGACCGCAAGUCCCGGGGCACACUGCUGGCCCUGGACGGCCCCGGCGCCGCCCACAGGCAGUUCGAGAUCGUCUCCAACGGCCCAGCGGACACGCUGGACCUCACCUACUGGAUUGACGGCGCCCAGCACGUCGUCUCCUUAGAAGACGUGGGCCUGGCUGACUCCCAGUGGAAGAAUGUCACUGUGCAGGUGACAGGCGAGACCUUCAGCUUGUACGUGGGCUGCGACCUGAUCGACAGCUUCACUCUGGACGAGCCCUUCUACGAGCAGCUGAAAACGGAGAAGAGCAGGAUGUACGUGGCCAAGGGCUCUGUUCGAGAGAGUCACUUCAGGGGCUUGCUGCAGAAUGUCUACCUACUUUUUGAAAAUUCUGUGGAAGAUGUUCUAAGCAAGAAAGGCUGUCAGCAAAACCAGAGAGCUGAAGCCAACGCCAUCAGCGAGAACACGGACAAGCUGCACCUGAGCCCGCCCAUCACCGUCGUCACCGGGCACGUGGGCCAGGGUGCAGAGCAGAGGCCGGGCGUGUGCGAGCGCUCCUGUGAGGAGCUGGGCAGCAUGGUCAGUGAGCUGUCAGGGCUGCGUGUCAUCGUCAACCAGCUGCAUGACAACCUGAAGAAAGUGUCGAAUGAUAACCAGUUUCUGUGGGAGCUCAUCGGCGGCCCCCCGAAGACAAGGAACAUGUCAGCUUGCUGGCAGGAUGGCCGGUUCUUUGCAGAAAAUGAAACCUGGGUGGUGGACAGCUGCACGAAGUGCACCUGCAAGAAAUUUAAAACUGUUUGCCACCAAAUCUCCUGCCCGCCCGUGACCUGCGCCAACCCGUCCGUGGUGGAGGGUGAAUGCUGUCCCUCCUGCUUCCGCUCAGAGGACAGUGAGGAAGGCUGGUCCCCAUGGGCAGAGUGGACGGAGUGCUCUGCCACCUGUGGGCCUGGCACCCAGCAGAGAGGGCGCUCCUGUGACGUCACCAGCAACACCUGCUUGGGGCCAUCCAUCCAGACACGGGCAUGCAGCCUGGGAAAGUGUGACAACCGCAUCCGGCAGAACGGCGGCUGGAGCCACUGGUCGCCGUGGUCGUCCUGCUCCGUGACCUGUGGAGGCGGCAACAUCACACGGGUCCGGCUUUGCAACUCGCCGGUGCCCCAGAUGGGGGGCAAGAGCUGCAAGGGCAGUGGCCGCGAGACCAGAGGCUGCCAGGGCAUCCCCUGCCCGGUUGACGGUCGCUGGAGCCCCUGGUCGCCGUGGUCUGCCUGCACGGUCACCUGUGCUGGAGGCAUCCGGGAGCGGACGCGCGUCUGUAACAGCCCGGAGCCCCAGCACGGAGGGAAGGCCUGCGUGGGGGACGUCACGGAGCAUCAGAUGUGCAACCGGAGAAGCUGCCCCAUCGACGGCUGCCUGUCCAACCCCUGCUUCCCCGGAGCCCAGUGCAGCAGCUUCCCCGACGGGUCCUGGUCCUGCGGCUCCUGCCCGGUGGGCUUCCUGGGCAAUGGCACCCACUGCGAGGACCUGGACGAGUGCGCCGUGGUCACCGACGUCUGCUUCUCGAUCAGCAAGUCGGACCGCUGUGUCAACACCAACCCUGGGUUCCACUGCCUGCCGUGCCCGCCUCGCUACAAGGGCAGCCAGCCCUUUGGCAUGGGCCUGGAGGCGGCCAGGACGGAAAAGCAGGUGUGUGAGCCUGAGAACCCAUGCAAGGACGGGACCCACAGCUGCCACAAGCAUGCAGACUGCAUCUACCUGGGCCACUUCAGUGACCCCAUGUACAAGUGCGAGUGCCAGACGGGCUACGCGGGUGACGGGCUCAUCUGCGGGGAGGACUCGGACCUGGACGGCUGGCCCAACAAGAACCUCGUCUGUGCCACCAACGCCACGUACCACUGCAUCAAGGACAACUGCCCCCUCCUGCCUAAUUCCGGGCAAGAAGAUUUUGACAAGGACGGCAUUGGCGACGCCUGUGAUGACGACGACGACAAUGACGGCGUCAGUGAUGAGAAGGACAACUGCCAGCUUCUCUUCAACCCCCGUCAGUUUGACUACGACAAAGAUGAGGUUGGGGACCGCUGUGACAACUGCCCCUACGUGCACAACCCUGCGCAGAUCGACACAGACAACAACGGCGAGGGCGAUGCGUGCUCCGUGGACAUCGACGGGGACGAUGUCUUCAACGAGCGAGACAAUUGUCCCUACGUCUACAACACUGACCAGAGAGACACCGACGGCGACGGUGUGGGCGACCACUGUGACAACUGCCCCCUGGUGCACAACCCCGAUCAGACCGACGUGGACAAUGACCUCGUGGGUGACCAGUGUGACAACAAUGAGGACAUUGAUGAGGAUGGCCACCAGAACAACCAGGACAACUGUCCCUACGUUUCCAAUGCCAACCAGGCUGACCAUGACAGUGACGGCAAGGGCGACGCCUGCGACUCGGACGAUGACAACGAUGGGGUGCCCGACGACAGGGACAACUGCCGACUGGUCUUCAACCCCGACCAGGAAGACUCAGAUGGUGACGGGCGAGGAGAUGCUUGUAAAGACGACUUUGACAAUGACAGUGUCCUGGAUAUUGACGAUGUGUGCCCUGAAAACAAUGCCAUCAGUGAGACCGACUUCAGGAACUUCCAGAUGGUGCACCUGGACCCCAAGGGCACCACGCAGAUCGACCCCACCUGGGUCAUCCGCCAUCAGGGCAAGGAGCUGGUGCAGACAGCUAACUCCGACCCUGGCAUUGCUGUCGGUUUUGAUGAGUUUGGGUCUGUGGACUUCAGCGGCACGUUUUACGUCAACACCGACCGGGACGAUGACUACGCCGGCUUUGUCUUCGGCUACCAGUCCAGCAGCCGCUUCUAUGUGGUCAUGUGGAAGCAGGUGACUCAGACCUACUGGGAGGACCAGCCCACCCGGGCCUACGGCUACUCGGGCGUGUCCCUCAAGGUGGUCAACUCCACCACGGGGACAGGCGAGCACCUGAGGAACGCUCUGUGGCACACCGGGAACACGGCGGGGCAGGUCCGUACAUUAUGGCAUGACCCCAAAAAUAUUGGCUGGAAAGACUACACCGCGUACAGGUGGCACCUGACCCACAGGCCGAAGACUGGUUACAUACGAGUCUUAGUGCACGAAGGGAAGCAGAUCAUGGCGGACUCAGGACCCAUCUACGACCACACCUACGCUGGCGGCCGGCUGGGCCUGUUUGUCUUCUCUCAAGAAAUGGUCUAUUUCUCGGACCUCAAGUAUGAAUGCAGAGAUGCGUAAACAAGAUUUGCUGCAUUUCCAGCCACGUACUGUAGAUGCUGUUACCUAGACACCUCAGUCCACCCUGGUACUUCCGGCUUCUCUCUCUCUAGCAGCACCUGCUGUCCUUGACCUUAACUUCCAUGGUUCUUCACCUCCUGUCAUCAACCCCAAGCCCAAGUGCCUUCGAGGAUAAAGGUUAACGGGACCCAGAGAUGAACAUCCAACACACUGCAGAAAAAUGUUUGCCGAUACAUGACUUUAUGUGGAGUGACAAUUGACAUAACAUGACAUUGUUUGUUUCUUGUUUGUUUAAAAAGAAGGACGUUUACAUAUAAAAUGUAAUUACUUAUUGUAUUUAUGUGUAUACGGAGUUGAAGGGAAUAUUGUGUGAGAGCAUUCUCGUAGGUUAAGCAGGAACGAUGUCACCACACUGCUGCCACUGCUCACAUUUGUCCCUGAUCUUGGGUCACAGCUGUUCUAUAACACACAACCCUGUUAGGUCAGCUCAAGGGUGAAGUGAUGUCAGAGUCAGGAGGCCAGGAGAUAGCAGUCACGUGAUGGAGGAUGUCCCUUAACUAUUUGGAACAGUAAAAACGAUGCUGAGAAUAAAUGAGGCCCCCUCGCACCCCCCUUGUCCUAUAGUGAAGACCCUCUCCCUCGGCAGAGAUGCGUUUUAUCAGCGAAGGAAUAUCCCCGCUGAACAGCUCCCACGUGGCUCAGACGUGGGCCUGGCAAAGCCCCACGUGUGACUGUUGAGCAGAGCGAGGUGCCACCACUGCGGGUGGCCACACGUGCUGUGUGGUGCUGUUAUAGACCUGGCAGAACGCCUGGCCACUUGUCACUUGAUUCUGCAUUCUGAUCACCGGAGCUGUGCGUGAGCUUCUUCCCCAAGUCUGCUCCUGGAGACCAGACAGGCAGGCAGACGGCGAGCUGGCAAACACACUUUGGCAUCUGAGUCCCCGUCUAGGCUUCGAAAGCAUAGGAAAUGCACCCCCCCACCCAACAUGGUGACAUGUCUCAUUAAGGUUCCAGUUAUAAAUGUGGUGUUAAUAUUUGUUAAAUGAAUACAGAAUGCAAUUCCAUUCAACAAUAACUUAUUUUUAAAAUGCCAAGGAACAUGUAUGUAGUAUAAUUUUGAGAAAUAAACAUAACUAGCAUAGAAUAAUAUAAAGAUACAAUAACAACAAAAUAUCUUCCUGUCAAAAUACGAAGCUUUAUCAUUUAUGUUGUCAUGACAAAACAUGCUGUAAAAUGUAAGAGAAUAAAUAAUAAUGAAGAGUUUAUAACGGAACCUUAAUAUAUAUUGUUGCCAGUGACUUUAAUUCAACAUUUUUUUACUGUUAUUUAUCUGCUGUACACAGGAUUUUAAAAACCUUGCUGAUGAAAAGUCAGUGCUGUCUCGCCAGAACCACCCAUUAGUCAGUCAUAUGGUCACAUACACAGGUUUGAUUUAUAUUUUGCUGUAAGGGGGGUGAUCUUUCUGCAGGAAACCUUACUCUCACUCCACAUAAGGGGUUUAAGCAGAGGACUUUGUCUUGUCUGUCUGAUGUGAGCAAACCUUCCUUCUCUAUUAAGAGUGACUUCACUUUGAUGUCAAAUAGAAUCUGCAACCUUCGUUUUAACGCCCACACUUCAUUUGAUAAAGUUGUGUUUGUUGCUUCCUUUGAGGCUGAUUUUCUUUGGUGUUGCUGCACUCUCUCCUGUGAACUGCACCCCUAAGAUGACCCGGGUUGGGAGAAGGCACUGAACACAAAUCGUGAGGACUGUAGGUCCUGGGCAUUGGUCGAAGGACAGUGGUGUGGGGUGAGGAUGUGAAUAUUUACAAUGUGCCAUAUUUUUUGUAAAUUAUUUAUGUUUUUUUAAACGAACUUCUCAUACAGAUUGAUGAAACUUCAUUUGUUUUGCCAGAGACUGUAAAUAUUUAUUUAUUUGUUCACAUGGUCAGCAUUUCACCACUGAAACCCUGCAUCUAGCUAGAGCCUCAGUUUUAUGCUUUAAAGAUUAAUA
Hipposideros armiger (great roundleaf bat) is the source of this 5606-nucleotide messenger RNA. RefSeq names its product thrombospondin 2 (gene THBS2). Bases 93 to 3617 code for a protein of 1174 amino acids. Lineage: Eukaryota; Metazoa; Chordata; Mammalia; Chiroptera; Hipposideridae. The transcript is spliced from 22 exons. The record is from RefSeq and is a predicted model, not a curated record. Gene Ontology annotation, molecular function: protein binding; calcium ion binding. Gene Ontology annotation, biological process: cell adhesion; negative regulation of angiogenesis. Gene Ontology annotation, cellular component: extracellular region.